Messenger RNA from Acomys russatus (golden spiny mouse), 1605 nucleotides. It is a transcript of the gene Fam43b, whose product is annotated as family with sequence similarity 43 member B. Lineage: Eukaryota; Metazoa; Chordata; Mammalia; Rodentia; Muridae. The record is from RefSeq and is a predicted model, not a curated record. Bases 70 to 1062 code for a protein of 330 amino acids. The transcript has a single exon.
UUCUGAGCGCCGUUGGUCUCCCAGGACGCAAGUGAGCUCCCUGCUUUCCUAGCCCUUUGGGCCGCCACGAUGCUGCCCUGGAGACGGAACAAAUUCGUGCUAGUGGAGGAUGAGGCCAAGCGCAAGGCGAAGAGCCUGAGCCCCGGGCUCGCCUACACGUCGCUGCUUUCCAGCUUCCUGCGCUCCUGCCCGGACCUGCUACCCGACUGGCCGCUGGAGCGUCUGGGCCGCGUGUUCCGCAGCCGGCGCCAAAAAGUGGAGCUUAACAAGGAGGACCCCACCUACACAGUGUGGUACCUGGGCAACGCAGUCACCCUGCACGCCAAGGGCGACGGCUGCACCGACGACGCUGUAGGCAGGAUCUGGGCGCGUUGCGGGCCGGGAGGGGGCACGAAGAUGAAACUGACGCUGGGCCCGCACGGCAUCCGCAUGCAACCGAGCGAGCGCAGCUCCGGGGGUUCGGGAGGCCGCAGGCCGGCGCACGCCUACCUGCUGCCGCGCAUCACCUACUGCGCGGCGGACGGGCGCCACCCGCGCGUCUUCGCCUGGGUCUACCGCCACCAGGCGCGCCACAAGGCCGUGGUGCUGCGCUGCCACGCCGUGCUGCUGGCGCGGGCGCACAAGGCGCGCUCCCUGGCCCGCCUGCUCCGCCAGACCGCGCUGGCUGCCUUCAGCGACUUCAAGCGGCUGCAGCGCCAAAGCGACGCGCGCCACGUGCGCCAGCAGCACCUCCGUGCGGGGGGCGCCGCCGCCUCGGUACCCCGCGCCCCACUGCGCCGACUGCUCAAUGCCAAGUGCGCUUACCGGCCUCCGCCGAGCGAACGCGGCCGCGGGGCUCCGCGUCUCAGCAGCAUCCAGGAGGAGGACGAGGAGGAGGAGGACGAGGAAGAAGACGCCCAGGACAGCGAAGGAGGGGUCCUGCAGCGCGAGCGGCCGGAGGUGCUCAGCUUGGCCCGGGAGCUGAGGACGUGCAGCCUGCGGGGCGCCCCGGCACCUCCACAGCCAGCGCAGCCCCGCCGCUGGAAAGCUGGCUCCAGGGAGCGGGCGGGCCAGGCGCGCUGAGAGCGCAGGGCUAAGACUAGGGCCCUAGACCCGGCCCAGCAGACUGACCUGGACUCCAACCCGGCCCAGCCCGCUUCCGCCCCCCCUGGUCCCUGGCCUGCUGCCCUUGCGGUCUCCGUAAUGGUCGCCUUCUCCUCAUCCUAGCUCAGGGUGAUGCCGGAUAUGCCCUUGAUGUUGAGGGUUGAGGGGAGUCCACAACUCCCCACCCUGGGAGUUUCCCUGGCCCUCCACUGUGGAAUCGCCCCGAUGCUUUAUGCCACGUCUCUGCCCACAGACCAACCUGCUUUCUUCCAAAACGGCCUCUCUGGAGAAAGGGGGAAUUGCUUGUGGAACUCCUGGAGGGUGGGUUUGAACCCAGGACUCCAUCUAGGGUAGAAGUAAUGGCCCUACCCUUGGUCUCUUAUUCCCUAUGAUAAGAAACACCCCGGAGAGAUUUCAGAUAAGGAAGAGAAUGGAGUGGCUGGGGAGAACUGAGGCCAACCUCUCUGAGGACGCCUGCCUGGGACUGCGCGCGCACGCGCGCGCGUACACACACACACACAC